AUGUCGUUGAACGACAUCACCUCUGGCAACAACAAUGAGUCGAACGAGCAGGUCGAAGCUAAACAAAACCUCACCGCAGGUCAAUUCGCUGCUUCGUUCAUCGUUGCCAUCGUCGCCUUCUCUGUUCAGGUCGGCGUGUUCCUCUUAAUCAAAGAUCGUUUCGCCAGAAUCUACCAGCCCAGAACCUAUUUGGUCCCCGAACGAGAAAGAACAAAAGCAGCGCCUCCGGGCUGGUUCAAAUGGAUUCAGCCUGUCCUGCAGACCUCCAAUUCCGAAUUCGUGCAAAGAUGUGGACUCGACGCAUACUUCUUCCUGCGAUACCUGAGGACAUUACUCAAAAUCUUCGUCCCCGCAACCUGUAUCAUCCUGCCAAUUCUGCUGCCUCUGAAUCUGGUGGGUGGCCGGGGACCCAAAUUUAUGGCAGGUCAGACCGAUGACAACAACAAGGCCAUGAAUGUGUCUGGUGUUGAUCAACUCGCAUGGGGCAACGUUCGGCCUGACAGAACACAUCGCUACUGGGCCCAUUGGUUUCUGGCCUUCCUCCUAAUUUGCUGGAUUUGCUACGUUUCCUUCGACGAGUUGAGGAACUACAUUCGCAUGAGACAGGCCUACAUGACGUCUCCACAGCAUCGCCUCCGUGCUUCAGCCACCACGGUCUUGGUAAGCUCCAUACCCUCCAAGUGGUGCACGGUUGAGGCGCUUGAAGGUCUCUACGAUGUUUUCCCCGGUGGCCUACGCAAUAUCUGGAUCAACAGAAAUUUCGAUGAAUUAAACGACAAGGUCAAAAAACGAGACAAACUGGCGAAGAAGCUUGAAAAUGCCGAAACAGAGCUCAUUAGGAAAUGCUAUAAGAAGCAUGAAGAAGAACUUGUCAAGUCAGAAAAGAAGGCCGGCAGGACACUGACCAAGGGCGACAAGAAGCGUAGAACGCUAAUGCUAGACAAACUUGGCCAACAACAAGCUCGAUCACAGGGCGUCAGCUCCGGCGACCCGCAUCAAGUUCGCCACACCGUUGAUGAAGCCACCGGCGAUGACGCCUCUUCAGUCUCAUCAGUUCACAGUGCCGACGGUGAAAAUGAGAACCGUCGCAUGAGACGCCUUCCGGUGCCAAUCCUCGGUGAUGGCAUCGAAAUUGUUGGACAAGGCUUCCAAAAGAUGACACGGGGUAUCCUCGGAGGCGUCAAGGGUGCCGAGAAAGGCCUCAACAACACCAUUGACACCACGAAUGGGUUCGUUAGCGCACAUGAUGAUUCUCCUAUCAGACCCAGUGAAGAUACUUGGGCGAAUUCGGUUGCAACUGACGAAAGGCCUAUAAAUCCUGGCAGCCGUGAUGGAGCUCGUGCUUUUGGCGACAACCGGAAAUCCGGGCUUCAAGAUUCUUCUCUUGUUGGACUUCAUGCAGCAGAAGGGUCCACAGACCGUACCAAGAAACAGUCUAAUCCGCGCGAUGAGCCUGAGAAAAGUCCUCUUUCACAAUCAAGCACGAUGAGAGACACCGCUACAGCUACUCCUGAGCCCAGUGUUGGGCGCUUCACCAAAGUGCUGCGAGCCGUUGGCCUAGCUUCCGCCCCUCGCGAACCAGUCGAGUAUCCUGAGGCCUAUGCCGAAGACUUCGUCCACAAUCCGGCGGAUGCUCUGUGGAAGAAGUAUUUGCGCGAAAAAGAUCGUGACACUAUGCGUCUACCAAUCUUCGGCUGGCAGUGGAUGCCAUCUCUCCCACUCAUGGGUCAGAAGGUUGACACCAUUGAGUAUUGCCGUCAGGAGGUAGCCAGGCUCAAUGUGGAGAUCGAAGACGACCAGGCUCAUCCUGAGAGAUACCCUCUGAUGAACUCGGCUUUCAUCCAGUUCAACCACCAGGUAGCUGCGCACAUGGCCUGUCAGUCUCUGAGCCACCACAUCCCGAAGCAAAUGGCUCCUCGCCUUGUUGAGAUUGAUCCCAAUGAUGUUAUCUGGGACAACAUGUCGGUGCCAUGGUGGCAGAACUACAUGCGCUCGGCGGCCGUCUUUGUUGUCAUUGUUGGCAUGAUCAUCUUAUGGGCCAUUCCUGUGGCUUUCACCGCGGCGUUGUCGCAGCUGAAUCAAUUUGCUCAAGACUAUACAUGGCUGGGAUGGAUUCUCGAAACUCCAGAAUGGUUCAGAUCCGCGUUGCAGGGUAUUCUGCCACCAGCCAUGAUCGGUCUGCUGCUGUUCUUGUUGCCGUUGAUUCUACGUUUCCUGGUCAAACUCAAAGGCACCCAAUCUGGUAUGCUGGUUGAGCUUUCGGUCCAGAAAUUCUACUUCUUCUUCCUUUUUGUUCAGCUGUUCCUGGUCGUGUCGGUCUCGUCGAUCAUCUCAAGAGUGGUCACGAUCUUCUCGUCCGCCGACGGCUGGACUCAGAUACCCGAGAUUCUCGGUGCGAGCAUACCCGGAGCUAGUAACUACUUCAUCUCGUACAUGGUACUCCAGGCCUUGUCCGUCAGUGCGGGAGCGCUUCUUCAGGUUGGCAGUCUCGUCGGGUGGUUCAUCAUCGCGCCACUCGUUGACAGCACUGCCCGAGACAAAUUCAAGCGGCAGAUCGAUUUAUCCGAGGUCAAAUGGGGAACCUUCUUCCCUGUCUAUACCAACCUAGCUUGCAUCGGCCUGAUUUACUCUGUCAUCUCGCCACUGAUUCUCAUCUUCAACGUUAUCACCUUCACAUUGUUCUGGGUCGCCUACCGGUACAAUUCAUUGUUCGUCACCCAAUUCACUCGUGACACGGGUGGUCUACUGUUUCCAAACGCCAUCAAUUGCACCUUUGUCGGCAUCUACGUGAUGGAGGUUGCAUUAAUUGGUAUGUUCUUCUUGGUGGCUGGCCCCGAUGGUAAAGUUGGUGUUUGCCGAGGUCAGGCAAUCGGCAUGAUCGUCAUCCUCAUUCUCACUGCCGCGUAUCAACUUCUUCUCAACCAAGCUUUCAAACCCUUAUUCCGUUAUCUACCCAUCACGCUCGAGGAUGAUGCUGUUCGCCGCGAUGAGGAGUUUGCCCGAGCGCUGGCACAACGCCAGGGUCGCACGAGUGAUGAGCAGGACGGUGAAGAAGAUCUUGAGGAUCGACUCCACGAGAACGAGCGCCGGGAACGACAAGAGAACGAGCAGCUUGACGAGUACGAGAUGAAUCGGAUCAACAGCGAGAAACGUGGAGGCCAUUCUCAUCAAGGUUCGGAUUCGAAAUUCCAGAAUUCGGAGAAGUAUCGCAAUCUCGACCAGGAGUCCAAAGGAUUGAAGCUAGUGAAGAAGGUUGGCGCUGUCACGGCUGAUCAGACUAUUAAUCGUGUACCAAACCUCCAUCGUCGCGGUUCAUGGGCCGACAGAAACGACCCACGCAAUCGUCAUGCAUCGUCGUUUGGUGGCGCUGAUGCGGGCCAUGGUAGGUCCGAUUCGUUCUCAACCCAGGACAGGCAUCAUCAUGAUCACCGGACCCGACGCAAAUCGCCUCCCAGGAAGGUGGUAGACAAGAUCAACAAUUUCAAUCCGCUCACAGGCAACGAGCGAGAUAUCGAGGCUCAGCAGGAUGCUCGCAAUCGUCUGGCGGAUGCGCUGUUUAGCGGACGCAACGACGAACUUGAAGAUCUUACGCCAGAGCAGAGGGACAGUCUCGUGCAACGUGCAUUCCAACACGCCGCUCUUCGAGCAAGAAGACCGUGCAUAUGGUUGCCCCGCGACGACCUUGGUGUCAGCGACGACGAGAUCACGAGAAUGGGAGCUUUUUCUUCCGCGAUUUGGGCGAGCAAUGUUGGUGCUGGGCUCUCAGGGAAGGGCAAGUGUGUCUACAGCCGAGCCCCUCCAGAUUUCAGCGAGGUGGAUCUGAUACAGCUGUAA
Messenger RNA from Cyphellophora europaea CBS 101466, 3834 nucleotides. RefSeq lists its product as uncharacterized. Bases 1 to 3834 code for a protein of 1277 amino acids. Lineage: Eukaryota; Fungi; Ascomycota; Eurotiomycetes; Chaetothyriales; Cyphellophoraceae. Gene Ontology annotation, cellular component: plasma membrane. The transcript has a single exon. Gene Ontology annotation, molecular function: calcium-activated cation channel activity. The record is from RefSeq and is a predicted model, not a curated record.